Fusarium sp. VM40 is the source of this 693-nucleotide messenger RNA. Lineage: Eukaryota; Fungi; Ascomycota; Sordariomycetes; Hypocreales; Nectriaceae. The record is from the annotation of a GenBank genome assembly.
AUGGCUACCAAAAGCAUUGAAGAGGUUCGCUCUCACUCGCCUGCCCCAUCGACUCUUCGUCCUGGGCAACAGUUUGGCAAUCCUUCUCCUCUGGCCAUGGGCACAUUUGCUACAACCCUACUCACACUUUCCCUAUCUAUGAUGGGCUUCCGUGGUGUCGAGACUCAGACUAUCUUCAUCGGUAACCUAUGCUUAGCUGCUGGUCUGUGCAUGUUCGUUUCUGCACAAUGGGAGAUGGCACGAGGCAAUACGUUCGGCUACUCUGCCCUCAGUGCUUAUGCUGUGUUUUACGGUGGCUAUGGAGUUAUCCUUUGUCCAUCCCUCGGGGUUCUUGAGUCUUACGGUGGCCAUACUCCUGAAUACUUUAAUGCCAUGGGCUUUUACGUCCUGAUCUGGGCAGUUUUGACCCUUUUCUUCAUGUUGGGAUCAGCUCCAAUCAAUCUCGUCUCUUUCGGCAUCUUCACCACCAUUUUCUUCUGCUUUACGCUCGAUGCUGCUUCAAACUUUGCUCAUGCUGAUGGAAAGGUCGAGGUCGCCAAAGGUCUUUUGAAGGCCGCUGGUGUCUUUGGGUUUAUUUCUGGUCUGUUAGGAUACUACAGUUGUGCUGCUUCUAUGUGCGCCGAUGCAUUGCCAUUUGAGCUACCUUGUGGGGAUACGUCGAGGUUCUUCAAGAAGACUCGCAAGCAACUAUGA